Messenger RNA from Porites evermanni, 5421 nucleotides. The record is from the annotation of a GenBank genome assembly. Lineage: Eukaryota; Metazoa; Cnidaria; Anthozoa; Scleractinia; Poritidae.
AUGGCGGUUGCGUCGACAGUAGGAUCCAGUAUGAGAAGUAAAAAAUCCUCAAUUAAUAAUACUCUUUCGUUGCGUUUUUUAAAGGCGUGACUGUUUUUUUGCUUGUACUUUUUUUUUUGUCCUCGAUUAUAAAAUACUGUUAAAGAACUGUACCUUACCUGCGUUCAGCUCCAGUCAAGAGGCUAAUACCCAUUCGGAUCCAAUUAAGCACAGAUUAGAAAAGGCGCUGGGAAAGUAGCACUUUGACACUUUUGUUACCGCAGUUACUUAUUUUCAGUUAUUCUGUUUUUUUCUUUCUCAGUGGCUGAGCCGAUAAAGCUGCCGCCUGUCAAAUGCAACGAACCAGUACUUGCAACAGUAGAAGUUGAUCCCCAGCAUAGAUUUUUACCUUACUAUGUCCGACUCCACCGUUGUGAGGGUUCGUGGGAGGAGUUCAGUCCGAAAACCAAGAAGUGCGUUGCCACUGGCCAAAAGGAAAUCGAGAUAAAAGUCUUUUCCUUGGAGAGAAAAAAAUCUGAAUUACUCCGUAUGUACAACCACACAAGCUGCGGUGCAGAGUGUACGACAGAUGGCCCAGAUAAAUGCGACCCUUACGUGAAGAAGUGGAAUGAAGACACCUGUAAAUGUGACUGUAAGUUUGACGACGCACCACCACGUGACAUCAUGGAACCAAAGAACGGCUCUAGGUGAGAACUCAUAUAUACAGUAAAACCUCUAUUUACCUGUGUAUUAAGCGGCCGCUUAUCAAAUCCAAGUUCACCGUUUAUUUGACAUGUAUUUAGCGGUCACCUCCAUCAAGUAAGCGCGGUCACCCCUUAGCUAGGCUUCCCAAUUGGCCAAUUUUAGUUGGAUAAUAGUGCGAUGUUUUGACAAGAUAAACAAAGCAAUUUCACUUGUUAAACGUCUUAUAAAACAUACAUAUUGUAAACAAAGGCGGUAGCGUGGCCGAGUGACCAGCUCGUUGGAUUCGCAAUCCGGCGUUCCCGAGGCUCGCUCUCGCCACUUGCUGGAUUUGUUCGCGGUCGUUCCGAGCUCAAAUCCUCGACUACGCUCGUAAAUAACCAAUUGGUUGCCUUCUGUUAGAAUACCUCUUUUAUAGCGGCGGUCAUCUAACUAUUUCGCGAGGAUGACCGACUCUAUGUUACAAACGGAAGUACACUAGGAAGUUACUUUUGGACCGGCUACUUUGGGUUCAUAUACCGUAAAUCCUCUAUUAAGCCCCCCUCUCAAAUAAGCCCCUCUCUGUAAUAACCCCCCCCCCUCCCUUUUCAGAAUCUCCCCCUCUCUUUUAAUCCCCCCUCUCUUCAUUCUUAUUAUUCUUCAAAAAAAAAAUGAUAGACUGUAUUCACUGCAGACUGUAAAACCUCGUGUGGACUGAUCCAGGAUGGAUUAUUCACCACCUGGAAGUUCGGAUUUGUUUUAUUGUUUGGCUGCAUGAACUUCAACCUUUUGUACUUGAGCAUUUCCACUUUGCAUUCUAGUUCUUUAUGGAGAACUGAUGCCAUUGCCUUAGCUAAACUAAAUAAGCCCCCUCUCUCAAAUAUGCCCCCCGUGUCUAUUAGCCCCACCUCAAAUGCUUUACGGCAUUUAAAUUUUACUUUCCCACUCGUCACUCAUGCGUUUUCUACCACUUCACUACGUGUCCAUUUUAAGCUAUCUCUAACACCUGUGGGGAUUUUUGGUUUUAGUAUUUUACAAGAUAGCGUUUUCUCUCGCUCGGUCACAUUUUUGCCCAGAAAUAAGCUAUUUCCGAGUUUCAAAAACUCUUGCUUAGUUUUAAAACGAGGCCAACUGCAAAACCUGUCGUGUGAAAAUGAGCUUAAGACAUUGAGAAAACCGCACAUCUGGCGGCUAAAUUCUGUGACUAUUGGAGAGGAUCGGAUCGAGUGGGUGAAACACUCUCGUCUUUUGGGCGUUACUAUCGAUGAGAGGCUUUCCUGGUCACGUCACCUUACAGAUGUAAAAAAGAAUUUCGUAAACAAACUGAACCUCCUGAAAAGGAGUUCGUUUUUGAGCAGAAACUCCCUAUUGGACUUGUACUUCAAGAUAAUAUUACCUUCAGUUCUAUAUGGACUAAUCGUUUGGGGCGGCUGCCCUAAUGCAGAUCUUCUACAUUCUCUGGAAGUACUUCACCGUUGGGCAGCCAGAAUUAUAUACAACUUGCCCCGAGAUAUGCCUACCGAGGAAGUUUAUCGACAUUCGAACUGGAAUACUUUAACCCUCUAUUAUAAACUUCGACAGGACUUCGAUUAAUUAAACAACUCCAUAGCGUGUUUAUAGGUGAAGCACCUACGGCUCUUUCAUACUUGACAAAUAAACCAUGCACUGCAUACAACUUCAGAAGGAGUAAUAACAUAAUCGUCCCGCCUUUUAACUCGCAGUUUCUUAAAAAACUCUAUUAGCUAUAGAGGCGCUAUUCUUUGGAACGCUGUCUCGAGUCAUUUUACAGACCAGUUUAUUGUUUUUUAUCGCAAAGUGAAGAAGGACUCUUAUUUUAAGGAACUUGAUUUUAGCGCACAGUCGGUCCAGUCGCCGCCCAGGCACUACCAAGAUUUUAAAUGCUUUUAACUAUUUUUUGUUUUAAAUGCUGUAGUCAAUUUACUUAGAGGUAACUAAUGUAAAUUCAUUUUAACCUUGUAUUUUUUUAAAAUUUAUUUUUAUUUAUUUCUUUCUUUACUUUUUGGUUAGAAUCUUAUUGAAUAUUUUUUAGAGUUUUAAUUGUAGUUGUAUUUUGUAAGUGAUGUUAUUCUUAUUUUUAUACAGUUUUAUCCAAUUGUAAUCAUUUUUACACGACCCCACAAGCUUUGAGCUUUAAACCAUAUCGUUUUUAAAUAAAGGAUAUGUAUGUAUGUAUGUAUGUAUGUAUGUAUGUAUGUAUGUAUGUAUGUAUGUAUGUAUGUAUGUAUGUAUGUAUGUGUGUGUGUAUGUAUGUAUGUAUGUAUGUAUGUAUGUAUGUAUGUAUGUAUGUAAGACCACGCAGUUGAGGCAGCUCGAAAUUGACCUACUCAUCUCAAGUUGCCGUUCUAGCCACUCCUGUUCGAGUUGCCGAGUGCUCCAAGAGUUUCAGUCCCAAUCCAGAUGGAAGGAUUAGAGGCAACUCGCUACAGAGAAGUGAUCAUAAGUGGAUCUAGUUGGUAUUAGAAACGGGGCUCCCCUUUUUUAUCGUUUCCUCCUUUUUUCCUCCUUUUCUUUUCAUGGACGUGUGCUUUUUUCUCCCUCAGGUGGAAUAAAGACCUUUGUAAAUAUCAAUGCAAUCGAUCGCCAUCUGGCUGCCCACCAAAACAGGUAAGACGGUUUUAUUUAAGUGUUAGAAAUGUUACAACUUAAAGCCCGUUUUAGUGGCCUGCUUGUUCCAGAAUAAUAGUAAAUUUUCGGAAAGUGAACAUGAUCUUCACAGUAGAAUGAACAAUGAAGCUAAGCGACUGAAAAUAAUUAUUUUAAACCCCAAAGGAGUUGCUUGUUCAGCAGCUCAAUAGUCAUCUUAACAUUUGUAACCCAUUUAGGUAGGUUCACACCAAUAGACGAAAACUGGAAUACAACCGGGUGAUUACAGAAUUGCUAUCACACAAAUUCUGUACGAGACCCAAUUGCACUUUAUUAAAACAAGCAGGGGCGGGUCGGACAGACGCCUGUCUAAAUAACCGGUCAUUAGCGAUUGUUUCUGCCUUUCUUCGGUCAUUUUCAUUGGUUUUUAUAAUCGGGAAGUGCCCUCUUAACGCCGAAAGAAGAUGGUGCAGAAAAAAGGUGUUCAUUUCAAUGACACUUUACUGUAGUUGCUGUUGCUCGAGAGAGGUUCGUUUAUACAGAUCCCCUCUGCACCGAUAUCAAACUAAGUGUACUGUAAAAGUGAAAUGAGGUAUAAGUACUUUUAUAUGCUUAUCCUUUUACAGAAAUUAGACAAUAACGCAUGUUCCUGUGUCUGCAAAGGGGUUUACAAGCGUGCUUGCGAGAACAGAAAAGUUCCCCUAAACCCCGACACCUGUGAAUGCGAUGAGGGUCGUACAUCACAUGGAAUGUCUAAAGGUAAGUCGACUCAGUUAUGGCCUUUUUUAAAAUGAUUACAUAUUUCCAAUACACCUUGACGUUUUCUCGGCUGACUGAUAUGACUGACUGACUGAUUGAACUACUGUAUAACUGGUUAACUAAAUAACUAAUUAACUAAUUUAACUAACUAACCAACUAACUGUCAAAUUAACUAAAUUACCAACUAUCUAACGGACUGACACUAUACAUGGAGACUUGUCGAGGAAAAAUUUGUAUAAGUAUGUUAUUUUAUAUACACUGACCUACUACCAAGGAAAACGUGGAAGGAAAAAUUUUAACAUAUGUGAGGUUUAGUAGGCUAUAUGGUUAAGAUUACGCUUAACUGUCACUUAACUCCCUCAACGACGAACAUCGUUGGGUACGGCAGUUCAGUUGGUAUCCGCCUUAUAGUAAAUCAAACUGGAGGAAGGCAGGUACCAACUCUAAUCGCCCGCUUUAGGGAUGUGUCCGUCCUACAGACGUGUUCAUUAUAAAAGAGAGUCGAUAGCCUGCAAAGCAGACGUAUUUUGUAGUGCGAGCGAUGGUACAAACGCUCUCCCAUCAUCUUGGAUGUUGAAGCAUAUAGAGAGUUGGGGAACAAGUCUUGCAAGGACCACUUGGACAAACAGGGGCGAGGAAAAGCCGGAUCUUGUCGUUGAUCAGGAUCAGCAAUAUAACACUUAAAAUUGAAUGCAAGGCUGAUCGGACAGCUAAGACUUACAAUUUUUUUUGCCCAAUAUUUCGACUAGACAAAACUAUAGUCUUCAUCAGGGGCUGGAAAAGCUAAGUGAGGAUAGAAUAAACGGUUACACUUACAGUAUAUAAAAUAAUACAAAAAAUGAAAAAUAAACUGUGAUUAGUGGCGGAAAACAAUAGACAAAAACUUGUAUAACAAGGUUACAUAAAAAUAUAUGUCCAUAGAUUAAAUUUCAUCUCGUCUGUUCAUCAUAUAGGGUUCAAGUGUUGUCUAGUCGAAAUAUUGGGCAAAUAAAUUUGUAAACCUUAGCUCUCCGAUCAGCCUUGCCUUCAAUUUUAAGAGAGUUGGUGGCAGGUCAAAAAAUGAUUCUCAGGGAGAGGACAACGGAUGGCGGCCUGACGUGAUCAAUUUGAUGAGCAAGCUAGACAGUCGACUAGUUGCUAUUGAGAUAAAAGUUUUAAAGUUGCACAUAUCAAUUCUAGGCAUCUAUCUCUUGCUUUCAGCACAUGAUUUAAAGUUCUUUUGGUUUUGUUUUUUUUACAGGUUCGAUUACCUACGUUGUGAUUGGGGCAGUUCUAGUGGUUAUUGCGUUGUUCGUCUUGAGCCUCUGUUACCGGCGUAGAUGCAAACGGUCAAGUUUAAAAAGACCAAAAACUAAUCAAAUGGCGCGUGAGACAUCAUCAGACGCCACGACCUAUUCA